Topomyia yanbarensis is the source of this 12538-nucleotide messenger RNA. Its product is annotated as paramyosin-like. The record is from RefSeq and is a predicted model, not a curated record. The transcript is spliced from 2 exons. NCBI's taxonomy places the organism in Eukaryota, Metazoa, Arthropoda, Insecta, Diptera, Culicidae. The coding region runs from base 319 to 3381 and encodes 1020 amino acids.
CGAAUGGGUCUGCAAGGUAAAAGUGCUGACAACAGAAGUGAAAAAGUUUCGAUGAUGAUGUGUUUAUCGUAAAAAUGUUCGCCUGAGCGCACGAAUUGUGGUGCGAAGUGUCUUUGUGUUAUUGUUGCUGCAGCAUUCAAUUCCAUUUAAAUUCGACGCAAAUACGGGGGCAAAGUUUCGAUAGGAAUAUAGAAGCAUAGGUUCUAAAAACUUGUGGCUUUCGCAGUGCGAAACCACCUAGUGCAGUGCACAAAAUUGCCAUGAUGGCAGGAACGGAAAAGUGAUUCUGGGUUACGGUAGCAACAGCUGGCAUCCGUUAUGUCAGAAUCGGAGAAUUUACAGGCACCGUCUGACUGUGCCGAAGACGAGCCGGAUGGAUCUCCAUCGGUGGGGAAUCCAACCUGGCACAAGUUGCUGCUGUCUGCUGGUGAUAGGAAGCUGCAGCGGAAGGAGGAGGAUGUGGAAGAGGAAGAAAAUGCCCCAGAAAGUUUGCUUUCCGAUACAACACAGACUUGUGUAGCAGAACAGUCCGAUAUUUGGAAUGUCCUGUGGAAUGAGAGUUUGGGGAAUUACGAUUCGGGGAUAUUUUCGUUUUCGGAAAGUUCCAAGGGAAAAGCGACGCUUAGUCCGAAUGGGCACGAUCUGCACCAGAGAUUCGUGCAACUGAACACGGAGCUGUAUCAUACAAAGACGGAGUUGUUGACAUACAAGUACAAAUGGAACGAAAUUCGUAACGAGGUAGAACUGCAGUGGAACAAAAAAUUGCACCGAGUUGUGGAUGAAAAAAUUAGCUUGCAGCAAGAGGUUGAGGAUUUGAAGGAGCAGUUGGGGAGGAUUGGUAUUGUUGAUGAUUCAUCCGGAUAUUUAGAAUUGCUCAAACUACAAUCCGAUUUGGAUCAGUUGAGGGUUCAGUUGGACUGUAAGGAUCGCGCCAACAGUAUAUUGAAAGAAAAAAUAACAGAGCAGUACUGUAAUAAGGAAAAGCUGUCCCUGGAACUGAGAAAGCUGGAAAAAGUUUUGCUGGAAAUAAGAAAUGAUCUCAGUUCGGCCAAAACCUCGGAGGAUUGGUUCCGGAACGAGCUACACGCGUGCCAAAAUGCAAAUGCCAAACUAAAGGAAACUAACUUGCUGUUGGAGAACAGAGUUAGCUUGGAAAAGGCUCACUGUCAGCAGCUGAAGCUAGAAAUUCAACAAGUGAUACGAAAUGCAGAGGAAAUAGAACGAAAAGCGUAUAAGGAGAAAGAUGAACUGCUCGGUAAGUUGAAUUCUAUUAAAGUGUUUGACAAGUUGGAACAAGUUCCGGAUUUAGUGCUAGCGGAAUAUGUCUCAAAAUUAGAGGAAGCCUCAGAUAAAAUAACUUCUCUAACCGAAAUCAACAACAAACAUGUGCACGAAAAGGAGCAGCUUUCUAUCAGUUUACAGGCAAUGAAUAAUACACUCUCCAAUCAGGAUAAUUUGUUGCGAACGUAUAAAACGAAGGAAGAGGAAUCUACAUCUAGAAUUGCAUCCUUGGAAGAGGAAAGCACCCGACUAAAGAGCGAAAAAGUACAACUGCAGCGAGAACGCAACGAGCUUCAAGCUGCAAUUGCGCGGUAUAGUUUCACGAAUCGAGAGCUAGAUGUCAGCUUGGGUCACCUUAGAGCUCAGCUAAAAGUUUUAUCAAUAAACUUUGAAAACACGCGACAAGCACUCGGUGUGAAGGAAUUUGCCCUACGUAAGUUGGAGCAGGAAUAUCGUACGCUUCAGGAUCGUUAUCAGUUGCUGAAAAAAUGCGGAACGGAGUUGGAAGCGCAGCUUAGGAUGACUGAGUCGUUGGCAGCUGAACGGUACGAGCUGCUUUUGGACAAUUUUCGGAAGAUACAAUCCAAAAACCUCGACCUAGAGUUGAAACUAGGUCAGUGUGUUGAGUACAAUGAUAAGUUCAAAAGAAGCGAGGAGGUGGUCAAACAGCUGAGAGAGGACAUUGAUGAACUCCAGGGAACGAUCGAACGAGAUGCCGUUGUUAGUGGAAGAAAGACUCCGAAGAUAGCUAGAAGCAGAUCAUUUGAUAAAGAAUUGAAGAAAAGUGUCACAUGUGUCAGGCACGGGGACCAGAUUCCUUCAGAUGAUGCUAAGGAGCUCAAAAUACUUUUGAAGGUAGUUGAAAGUGAACAUCGGCAUAAACUGAAACGGUAUGAACUGAACAAUCGAACGCUACUGAGAAAGGUCAAAGAGCACAAUCAGGCUAGAAAAAUGGCAGAGCAGAAAUUCGAAAUGCUACAGCAGGAUAUUGCCAAGGUCACUUCCUUGCAGGGUGAAGUUGCGCGGCUUAGGGAAAGGAACAUUUUGCUGGAAGCGGAUCUAGAAUCUUCCGUUGAGGAAAGCACCACUCUGAAGAAUGAAAAAUCUCGACUGUUGGCAACACUGGACGGUAACUGCAUGUUGCGAGCAGAUGAAGACAUUUGGACUGCAUUUCGACGGAUCUUCGCCGAUCUGCGUGACAAACAGCAUGUGCACAAAGAAAACGGACGACUGAAGGAACAGCUUCGCAUAUGCGAAGUCAAGAUUCAGAAGUUGGAGGAGGAACUCAAAGGGUCAUUGUCCUCUUCGGAGGAGAAGAAUACGGUGAUUGAAAAUUUGAAACUGGCAACCGAGUUGCAGCGAGUAGAAACCGACGAGAUCCGAUCAGAGCUGACGGUUAAAACUAUUCAGCUUGAGGAUUCCCAUCGAAUGAUUCACGAUUUGGACAGCGAACGAAAUUCAUUGCAGGGUUCCAUCGGUGAACAGCAGUUGAAUGAGUCAAAGCGACUGCAGGAGCUUGAUGCUCUACGACAGCAGUUGCAUGCUCGUGAUGUUCAGCUAGAGGAGGCCUACGACCGGAUCAAACUCUAUGAGGAUUCAGAGCAGAUAAUAACGAGUUCUAGACAAAGCUUUUUCGACGAUUUGCAGUUUCUUCGAGAGGAAAUUGUUGCCGAGAAGAAGGAGAAGCAGGAGCUGCAGGGAGUGGUUCGAGCGCUGAAGGAGAAGAUUAUGCAACUGGCGGAUCGUAAUUCAAAGAUCUGUCAAUCCAAUAGUCUACCAGACAGCACCAAUGACUCUAUACCGAGCCUGGGCUCUGGCAACAGUAACCAUUUGACGCAGUCCGAUGUCCAGUCAAAGGUUGAAUCUCCAACCUCCCUCGCAAGUUGCAACGAACAGGCCUUGCAGGAUCUUAUCGCUGAAUGUUCCCGUCGGGACGACCAGUCAGUUAUGCCACUGGAGGAAAGUAUUGCUUCGUUGCGGACGGAGAUGAACCAAUUGAACGCUGUCGUACGACAGUACGGCCAGCAAAGGUAUCGGGGGGUUUCCCUUUUGGAUGAGCUGCAGGAUGCGACCAAUGGGAAUUAUGCCAACAGCAGAUGAGUGUAAGCAAAAUGUAAUUGAAUCUCAGGUGAAACUUCUUUGUCGGUAUAUUGCCGAGACGAGAAGAAAAUUUUGAUACGGAAGGGAAAAUGACAGAUAGUGUGUAAAUUUCGACUAAAAUCUUCAAGCAUAAAACAUGCACUGUGUCCCUCGAAUGUAAGAAUAGCCUUAAGAGUUCUGAUUCCUAAAAGUCAUGGCACGAUAAUCCACUAGUUGAAAAAUCGGUUGAAGACCAUUGAUUUUGCACUAAAAAAUCAUGUCAUAAUAAUGUAAUAAUACUCAGCAGUAAGUCAGCUGAAUACACUUUAUAGUAAAAAUCGACUUCUUUGGACCAGUUUUUAUUCGGGACUCUCUUUUCUCUAUUCUUUCUAUUUGAAUUUCACUGUUGAAGUUUUUAGUCGACUUUUACGCUCUACAGCGAUAGAAAAGGUUUUCGAAGCAUGAUCUGUCCUUCAACAAUUACAUGCACGUAAAGUUCCCCCUUUUUGUUCAAAAAUUGUGGAUAUCUGGAACAUUUGAACGAAGUGUCGCGUUAAUGUCUUUGAUAGAGAUAUACAUCAAAGAGUUUAAAUAUUUUUUUGAAGGCAUGAAGUGUCACCUACAGUUGGCAAUUUAUGGGACGUUCUUAAUGCUGGAACUAAGCGUAAUUUAUUGUCUAAAGGAAAAACAUUGGAUUAAACCAAUCUGUACAUGAAGGCGCUAUAGCUAGCUUAGAUAACUCAUCAGUAACUAACACAAACUUAGAACCAGUUAGACACUAAAGCCGUAAUGCUUAGUGCGUCGUAUUUGGUUCCCAAGUCAAAAGCGAUUGUGUAUGCUUGCCGACGCAUCUUCCGGGACUAGCUAGUUAAAGUAUGGUUUUUAGAUGGUUCGGUUUCUUCUCGUCAGUAACUAACACCAACUUAAUGCUAGUUAGCUAAGUUCCAACCAGCACCAAAUUGGCUCUAGUUAGAUACUAAAAUUCAAAAAAUCACACGUCUUGCGUAAAUGCUAUCCAAAUUUUUUCCCGAUUGCAAAUUUUGCAUAGUACCAGGCGUUUGGUUCUUAUACCAAAGAACGGUUUCGGUUCACACUCCCCGUCGACAAACAGAGCUUCUAUGGUUACUAUCGAGACAUCACUAGGCACCUGUUAGUUGUUUAGCGUUUAAGCAAGAUGUGUGAUUUUUUGGAUUUUAGUGUCUAACUAGGGCCAAUUUGGUGCUGGUUUGGACUUAUAUAAUUAGCAUUAAGACGGCGUUAGUUACUGACGAGGAGGAUUCGAAACACUUAAAAAUUAUACUUUAUGUAAGGUCGUGUGUCCUUGCGAACAAAAAAAUUUGGUCUUAUCCAAAAUGUUUCCCGCUUGGAAAUUUUGCAUAGUACCAGCUAGAUGCUUUAGGCGUACGUGGUCCAGCUGACAAGUUCGAACGAUUGACUGUUGUUAAAAUAGUCCAAGGAGAUACUAGUAGUGCAAGUACAGCUAUUCUGCAUUCUUCCGUCAAUUUGAUUAUCAAAGUAUAUCUGACACGCGAUAUUGACAUGCAGUUGCUUUUAAGUUGGACGAUGAUCCAACCAGCUGACAAACACCGUAUACUAAUUCAGCUUGAUAAUCAAAUUUAAGAGCAAUUUUCUGAGGAGAUACUUUAAUCAAACAUAAAAGUUUUUAUUCCCUGUUGUGGGUCACCUGUGAAUAUCCCACUAAAAAUGCAAAAGUUUAAAGUAAAACCAACUUAGAUUCGCAGUUUAAAAAAGCUACGCAGAAGGUGCGUUCCUAUUCUAUUGCACCGAAAAAUAUGAGUGGGUAAUAUCUAUUACACAAUCAGAGUGAUGUAGAAUAUACCCAGGGCCGUAGUGUGGUUUUCUGGCGCCCUUGACGGAUUCUCAGUUUUACACCCCUUUGUUGUUUAGUUUGGCUUUACUGUUUUUCAAUUCGACUUUCAAACUAUAAUUUAAUGUGAACAUGGGAAUGGCACGCUUCUCCUGACUAAUCUUAUAACUCAUCCUCACUAAGUUUAUAAAGCAGAUGAAGAUUUCAGCGCUCUCCCAACCCGACUAACAGCACGCUACGGGCUUGCACAAGUGAAAUGAAAUUGGUAAAAGUUGCGGCAUUUUUGUAUAUGAAUUUUUUUGCAUGACUCGUUAACUUGACUGAGCCGUGGGUUGUACGCAGCGCACCUGGGCUCGAGUCCCGACCCCGCACAUGGGGUUAGAAAUUUUUCAUAAGAGAUUUUUCUAACCCUAAGAGGCGAAUGACCUUAAGGUUAAAACCUCUAUAAUCGAAAUAAAAAAAUAAAAAAUCUUCCAAUAGAUCAUGUGGACGCAGUUUGCUGCUGAGUGCUUAUAUUCUUUUUCUUGGUGGUGAAUCAUUAGCUGCGCUAUUCAUUAUAACCAAGAGGGUGAAUGUUUUGACGUUUCUUUGUAAAAUGAGUGAAGCCAACAUAAGCUGGCUUGCUGGCUCCUAAGAGAAGAGAAGACAAUCGCGUAGCCAAUUUGAUCUAGUCCUAACCUCAAUAUUGAACCCAGAGCUGCCAGAUUAUUUUUUUGAAAAUCUGUAUCCUCAUUACAAAAAAAUCUGUUUUUGUCUGUAUUGAAUGAAGAAAAAGAAUUUUGAUAAUUGAUUCCCAUUUAUAAGCCUCAAGUAUUGUCUACUAUGAAUUCAAGCAUUAAAUCGGAAUUUAAAUUGUGUACUUUAAAGUAAUCUGUACAUUUCCCAACUCAAGUUUUUAAUUUUUAAAAGUGUUAUGGUUCAUUUGACAAUUAUUUAUUGAAGAAACGGCCAAAGUUAAUGAAAAUGGUUUCAGAAAGGGUCCGCCAAUUGAAAAUUCUUAAAAUCUGUGUUAAUCUGUAUUGUGUAUUAAAAAUCUGUAUUAAAUCUGUAUUUUGUAUCAAGUCUAUUUCUGCCCUUAUCUGUAUAAUACAGAUAAAUCUGUAUAAAUGGCAGCUCUGUUGAACCAGCUUCUGAUUGGUCGUUUUGCCAGUCAAGAGCGUUCAUAAUAUUUUCAAACGGGAUGAAAAACAGUGCUGCUGAAUUUAUUUUAGCUACUUUUCAUACACAUGAACAAUUCAUGCAAAUUGAAUAAAUACCCUGAAUGACGAUAUAACUACAUGUAUUGUUAAGAGAGACACGAAUAAACAUAAAAUUCAAUUUUUAAAUACAGCUACUAUUGUGAAUUCUUGACAGAGGGUCGAUAUUUGAGGAACAAUUAUUUUCAGCAAUUGUGAAAAACAUGCAAAUGGAAUCUGGCAACGAUGGAUGCUUGUUGUCUUUAAAAUUACGACAGGGCCUGGUAGAUAAAAUUAAGAAGAGCAAGAAGCCUGUUGUCGUCUCUUCUCUUAGGCUGGCUCGGCUAGUUGCCAAAAAUGACAGCGAACGCGCUUUAAGCAACGUUCAUAUCACUACGAGCCAAUCUUGUUAACUCGACCUGAAAAUUAUCGAAUGCAAACAAACUUCAUUUUGAUGUGCUUAACUGGUACUCAGGUGAUAAAAGCGUUCGAAUUUGUGGAGAAGAAGCGAUGCAAGAGAAAGCGUGAUUUUUCAUAUAUGGUUAAUAAUUACUUAUUUUGAAUCCAACUUUUAAACAGUGUUGUACAGUUGAUGUGAACAGACCUUGAACAUUUGAAACGUAGCUAGCGCUACUGGCACUUGGUGGCAGCUUCAGGCAAUAAAAAGUUUUCACGGGGCUGAUUAUAACUCAGUCUGCGUUUUCUCGCAUCCACAUUCGUGAUCGCUACUGUCUUCUUGUUGUUUAUGGUCGGAUGUUCUUGUGUACCAAUGAGGUAUAUAUAGGUGUGGCAGAACACACGGUUUGCUAGUGUUGGCAACUAAAAAUAUUUAAACAAUCCAGAAGCACAACGGGUCGACGUCAUAGCGGUCACACGAUUCAAUGGGAGCGGAACGACCGCUAUGACGAAAGCAAGUCGAUUUAUACUGUGAUCACUCACACCACUCAUGUAAGAUUCAUCUUACGAAUACCAAAGUGUCAUCUUCGCCAGACCUGUAUAUACGACAUUGCUUGUGUACGAGUCACUGUAGUGCAUCCGUUUUCUUCGGAGUUGGAUUCUUGGUUGGUUGUGCUGGUUGUUGGUUUGCAGCCCUCAGGUACCGUCAAACGGGGUAACUUACAACAGCGGGGUAGCUUGCAACACUGAAACAUGUUUCUGUGCCGAUGAAUUCAACAACGCUAAUAAUAAUGUUUGCAAUAUAGCUGUCAAAUGUUAAAAGAUAAUCAUGUACUACCAGUCAUUACUUUCGGUUCCUUGAGCGCGACAGGGUAAUCUUCUGUAUGUCUGUAUUUUUCAAUAGAAAAGAAGCUGGAAUGUCGUGCUUUGCUCCAAUGGUAGAGUACAUCAUUUUUAUCUCUUACAUACAGAUCGAGUAUACAAUAGCAAACGUUACUGUUUGAUACAUGAUAUUCAAGAUAAUAACAUGCAACAGUAUUUAUUUUUAUUACUAUUGUGCCUUGAGCCAGCUGGCUGAUCGAGCGUUUCAAACCACAGUCUGUAUAACAUUUUAAAUCACAUUCAAAAGGUUUAACCUACAACCUAUUCUAUAGGAUAAUGCUCCUUAACCCAUUCAUGCGCAUGUUGUUUGUGGACUACAACGUUUUUAAACAGCUAUAACUUUUGAUUAAGGCAAGAUUUGCUCACAAAAACAAGUAAGGCAAAUAAACGUGACUAUUACGUUUCAUUUGAGUACUAACAGUUACAAGGAUCAGCACUAGAACUGAAGUUAUUGCAGUUAGUCUGAUUGGAUUCCAAUGGAGCAGUGCUGCCAGGGACAUUUUUCGUUGACGACGGAAAAUUAAUUUUUCAUAUAUCUUCGUUAUGUUGCAAUAUUAUUGAAAACUGAUAAAACUUAUCAAUUAAGAGUGCAUUUGGCUACGUUUUCCACGCAAGUGAACUAUUGUAAAUAUUCUAGGAGAAUUGUAUUAGGCAUUAGAAGGAACAAUGUGCAGCUUCUAGCACUGCAAGGGAAGCGUCUAUCUUUAUGAAAAAUGGCUUUUCGUGUUUCUUGACCACACCGUUUUCAAAGAAAAAUAGUUUAAAAUCCUACAUGCACUAGAAAAAAGUUGGGCAUGAAAGGGUUAAAUACAACACAGUACCAAAUUGUCUUUACGCGAACUUGAUUCCCUAGAAACUGCUCAAUUUCUAUCUUCCUAUACUCAACUGGAUUUUUCUAGCAUUUAUAAUAGUCCGAUUGUACGAAAAAGAUAGUCGUUGACAGUGUAAAUUUUUUAUGUGUAAUUAAGUUUAAUUAGGCCCAAAUGCGGUAGCUUAACGAGGCCGAUAAUUCAUUUUUUAAGGUACGUCGCACGUGUAAUGGGGGAAGAGAAAGCCGUAUGUAGAGGCGGCUUGGACAGUGAAAAUUAACAGCUUUUACCUGUCUUCAAUAAUAUUUUAAGACAACAAAGAUUUAGUAUAAUUUAGUUUUCGCCGUUCACUGAAACUAUGCCUGGCAACACUGCGAUUGCGAUAACGUCAGUUCUGUGAAUAAUACUUACAAAUAUUAGUUCUGAAAUGACGGGUUAAAGCCACAAUAGUUAGUUUUUCCUACGAUUUCCUGGACUAAAUCGAAUGUUACAGCUGUUCAAAACUCAAUGCGUUGAACAAAGGUGGCAGACACUGCUCUAACCAACGGCUUCAAACAAGUAUGGUGACAAUAGAAACAUAGUAAAAAUAGGCUCGUCACCCUAUUUUUCGCAAAUAAAUAUGCUUUUAGUCACAUUGAUCAUGAAAAAUGUAUAUUGGGGUUUUCAGUACAACUCAGUAUCAGUUGUAGUUACGCUGUAAUAUGUAUGACAUAAAUUCAGUGAAAUCAACUAUCUGCGCAAUACAUAAACUGUGAUUGUAAUUCUCACUAAUUUACGUGUAGAAUACGGAGCACUCAAACGGAACGUCUAUUGUCCAAUGCCUAUACUGUCCAAUGCCUGUACUAAUUCUGGAAUUGACGCUUCAAUUGAAGCGUUCUCAGCAUAAAGGAAAUUUGGGCAAUUGAAACCAUCGCUAUAAGUUAAAAGCAACCUUUUACUGAGAUGCAAGUAUAGUUUGAUAGUUUAGAGGUCUUUGGGCGUCAUUUUUCCCCGAUCUAAUUUGUGGAUUCCAAUACAAUGAAUCUGCAUUUUCAAUAAUAUCAACCCAAAAAAGUAGAUUUUAAUUUUCAAAUGACACAUUUCAUUCAAAAUUCAGUAGAGAUACGAAAAGUUUCAAAGGACCUCGACGACUUCUACUGGGAAUGAACUCAGAUCCAUUGAGCAUAGAAACAUUCAGACGUAAAUGAUCCCUCCUGAAAAAGAACCAGCUGAUGGUUAAAUGGAUAUCUAGCGUGAUUCGUCAUUGACGACUGCAAAUUCCCGUUCAAAAUCAUACACAUUGAACUCAGUCGGACCAUAUCUGAUGUUCUUUCGAAUCGAAGAUCAUCUACUGAGAAGCAGAUAUCUCGAAAAUUCGUCUAGAAUUGUGAUAUCUUGCCUAAAGCAAGCAAAUGACUGCUCGGUAACUAAUAAUUAUUUUAUGAAGGACUGCCGCGUCUGCAUCCCCGCCCACAAAGUUCAGAUCGAUGGUGUGCUCAUCGAUUCUAGCUUUUCAUGUAUGGAUCUACUGAACCACGUGGUUGGCGGUUUAAAAAUCAUCAACUCCAGUCAGUUAAUAUUUUAAGUGGUAUAUGCAUAAAAUGGGACAUCCUUAUAUGUUACAACAAACUCGUACCUUUGCCUAUUUUCGUCUUGUUCCACGAGGCUCGUCUGUUCGGUUAUGCUCUCUUGGCUCAAGAAGAGUUCGACUCUGACGAUUUCCAUGUGGGGACGUAGGUUACUGCUCCUAAAAACAAUAGAAAGAUGAAAUUCCUUGAAAAUGCUAUUUUUUCUCCUGCUGUGUCGUUAAAUAUAACAGCUCGAGGAAGCGCUGACAUUAAGCUGUAGUAAACAACCUCUGGUCUUCAAAAAUUGUCAUGAAACGAGUGCUUCCAGGAACACCAAAAUCUACAUUGACUCAACAUUGCAACGAGAGAUCCAACUUAGUGCGGGACUGGUCGGACCUCAUUUGUGCACUGGACUCUUUGUGUUAUUGUUUUAUUUAUUUCGAAAUUUUUGCAGUUGAAUUUUUCGUGCCGUGCAACUCGAACACGUUCAUCAUUUUUUUUUAUUCAAUUUACAUUCGAGAACAGUACCUUAUGCUCAGAAUAAAUCUGAAUGUUGUCUUCUGACGCCUUUGGAGGAAUUUCAGUUAUUGGCCCCUUUGUUUACAUUAGCUUUCUGACUUUCGGACAAUAAUAUUGUGGUUACAACACACAAAAUAAGUAUUCACACUUGGCACACUUAUUAUGACUUGUCCUCAUCAAAUUUAGUAAGCAGAUAAAGAUUUCAGCGGCUCCCUAAAGUUGGCCCUUGGCGAUUUCAAAAGGGUAUUAUCAUACUGUAGCAGAAAUGGAUUUCUUCUCGUAAUCGGCAGUGCCCUUCACAUAAUUUAAGGCAGCUUAGAUAUUAAUUUCAGAAGCACCGAAUACAAGGGCUUGCACUGUUGUGCUGCUGCUCGUCGGCAUUUGAUCUAUCACCCACUUUCGACAAGUUUUGAUUCGAGCUAACAACAUACAGCCAUUUUGUCUGGUAGAAACGGUAGAAACUAUAUCUGCUUUCAUGAAUUCGAAAAAGCACUAAAAAUGGACAGUUGAUUACGGUUAUGUGAAUAAGAACAGUUUAGACUUGAAAUGUCUGUAGCAUAAAUCUCAAGUUUUGUUUAUCACCGAUUUGUUCAAUUACAAAUUUUCAACAAGAGUGAAGGUUAUGAUUAAUUGAGAUAUAAAUUGGAAGCAAAGCGCAAAAUGCGAGAGUCACUUUAGUGUAAAAACAGGAAAACAAAUUAUACACAAACAAGCACUUGUACACAAAACUGAUAGAAUUCAUAACCAAAUGUAAACAGUAGAUACAUCCCGAUCUAUCCGGUUCGUAUGUUCAACCUAUUUCGAAUUCUUAAAACACCGCACACAAUUCAUAGUUUGUAAUGGCUGCUAUUAUUCCGGGCAUAGUUUAGUAGCUAAAUGGAGUUUCUUGUACGAAGCUCAUCUGGGUUCGAUUCCCUCGACCCCCGCACAUAGGGUUAGAAAUUUCUGUAGCCUAAAAUUUAAAAAAAAAACAUUGCAACUGAAUAUCUCACGGAUUCACGUGACGGUACUGUGAACACGAAUGAUUAUUGGGUAUUUACUAGCAAGUGGUAGAAAUUAUAAUAGAUGUUAAGUAUCAACUUUAUUAUUAGUUUAAAUAUAAGAAAAAAAGAUUUUGUCGAAAACAGGUCUUAGUUCCUUUCUUUGCGUUAAUCUAUUUUUAACUUAGGCCAAUCCAUACGAAGCUCAACGAAUUUAUUGUUUUAUUUUUUAUUUAUCUAUUUAUUUAUCUAUUUAUUCUACAAAAAAACUAACUUUAUAACGCACCAACUAACUGUGAUUUUUUGAGUUGCUCAUUUAAACAAUGUGUGGUAUUCUUGGAUAUCUGACGGGUUAAUGUGUUGAUAAAAGGAAUCAAGCUUUAACAGACUUGUCAAUGACAGUUUAUUCAGAAACGCGUGCCGGGAUUUUUUCUGUUAAAGCCGGUUAUUGAAAUGUAGGUAAUCUGAGAAACUAGCUAUAAAUAUCACUGUCGCUUGGUAGAUAUAAAAUGGGACAUACUUCCAUACCGUUUACACUAGAGUAGAAUUAGGUAUAGAGAGGUAUUUAUCCAUUCAUAUUUAUUCAUUUCGUUUUGAUAUAGCGUUUAAAUGGAACUAGUUAAAUCAGACAUAAACAUGUUCGCAGGACCAACGAUUCCUGGAAAUAAUAAAAAAAUGUCACCAUUGCAAAUACAACAUUGUUCGACAUCAACACUUGGUUCAUUCUGACCAGAAAGAAACUGUCCUUUCGCUUCGCAUUGUGAUUCCCGAACACGACGACGACGCCCGUCAAUCACGUAGGUGCUCCAGGCCAUAUCUACACAGCCCGGCUUAGGGCACUCCGUAGACUUUGCGUGUGCACGCGCGCGUUUUCCGUCCGAUCCGAAAAGUAUCAAAUUUCAGCUUGAUGCUGGCUGCACCAUAUGUAGGUACUGUAACAGCUCUUCAAGUGAUCGAUCGAUCAGCUCAACUGCAAGGCCCGCUGCGAAUAGUCAACCUAGGUGGCACUUUUGAUGGGGUGACUCUUGCUGGUGCUGCACCG